AUGAAAAGAAUCGUAUGGAUUUUUGUUAGUGGAAUAUUUUUCACUGCAGCAACUGAUAUAACAAUAGCAGAACUAGAAAAAACGAAUAAUAGUGUAAAAAUUGCACUUGGAGCAGCUCUAGGACUGAACAACACUAACAAUACUGAUAAUAUCCAGUUUUUAGACAAAGUUCAAAAAGUAAUUGGCAAAAUAAAGACUGUUAUGGAACAUAAUAGUAAUAAACGACGGAACUAUGGCGGUGUUAACGAUAAAAAGUUUACUGAUUUCGUUCAAGAAAUAAUCAAAAAGCUAAGUCAAUUUGAUGACUCAGAUUUAGAAAUGUUCUGCAGCAUUUUCAACGACGAAAUCACUAAAUAUCAUUAUAGAGGUUGCAAAUUUUAUGAAAUAACAGAAAACAACAAUUUCAGAUCAUUAUUGUCUAAUCUGUUGCAUGAAAUUAAAAUCCAGCCUAUAAAUAAAACUAAACGCAUUUUAAAAACAGUAGCUAAUAAAUUAGAAAAGAAAAGUUAUAAUGAAAAUGAAAGAGAACUCGUUGAUACUAUCAAUUCGUUGUACAGACAAGAUUCGUUAGAAAAACUUGAAAACUUUUUAGUAAACAUUGACGCUUUUAGAUUGAAAACUAGAAAAAAUUUAGAUCUCGUGAAUAUAGUCAGAAAUGGAUUAAGAACCAGUAUAUUUGAUCAUUACACUAAUUUAAAUAGGAAUGCGAGAAAGGCACUAAAGGUGCAAAUUAAUGAAUACUUUAAAGAAUUUUCACCUCAAACGACAACUAAAUUCAUUGAUAGCAUUAAAUAUUCUAAAGUACAGAAACUGGCUCUUACUACAAAGAAACCACCAAUAGUUAAAGAAACAAAGAAAUAUAUAAUCAAAGAUUUAAAACAUAAUAACACCGAUUACGCUAGAAGUGAUUUGAACGAAUAUACUAAAAGUAGUUUGUAUCUAAACACACCACUAAUAAUUAGUAAACUAAACAGUAACAAAAGUUUAAUAUCUAAUGAACACAUAAAAAAAGCUUAUGGAGAUACAAGAAAAGAUGCACACGGCAAACGACAGAUCUCAAGAAACAGUUCGAAUAAUACAACUCACUCUCAAAACAAAACCAUCGGACCUGUAAAAACCACUCAAAGCUUUCGUACAAAGAAUAAUCCUUACAUGAAAUAUGAAACGGAUGCUUAUGAAUAUAUAUUGACAGAAAAUAAACGAAAGAAACUCACGUUUAGAACUUUAUACCCAAAGUUUGUGUAUGAGGUGACUGAAUCUAAACCUCAGUUGGCAGGAAGACGUUCGUUCCGCGAAACAACAGUUCGCACGUCAGAAUAUUCUUGGGAAGAAGAUGAAAUUAACACCAGCAUCCAGAGACCAAGGCGCGAGAGACCCAUACAUUUAGUUAAAGAGUUAGGUGGAUCUAUUAAAAUUGGUAUAAAGAGUUCUCCAAAGCGCAAGAUGGACUCAAAGUACCGCAAACUUAGUAGAACUACAGCUCAAAGUCCGCCGUACUCUUGGGAAGAAGACGACAUAAACAACAGCAUCGAAAAAGUAAAGCGAAUGAAAGCUAUACGGAUAGUUAAAGAUUUAGGAGCCACCGUUAAGAUUGGGAUGAAAGGGGAAGAACCUAUGCGAAGAUCUAACGCAAAAUGUCAGAAUUCAAAAAAGAAAGUUGAAAAUUAUCAUGAAUCUUUAUGGAAUUCUAUUAGACGUUCAAUAGCGGAAGUGACGUCAUUGGAAAGAAAGAUACGAUUGAGAGAACCAUUUAAAUCGAAUCUAACUAGAAGGUCAAACAGACGGAGUAAUAUUCAAUCAGCGCCUGCUUCGACAGGUAAAAAUUUCAAAAUGUAUAACUGGAGAAAUGCUAUACAUAAUUCUGAUUUAAAUAAUUCUCUACCCGCCACGACUAACACCACAAAAGUCCAAGUAUCACCUGUUGGAAAAGGUAUAAGCGUUCAAAUGAACAAUGACACGAUACUUGAAAGUAUAAAAAAUGAAACAAAUUCAGAAAGAAAUGAAUAUCAAAAUAAAAUUUCUAGCAAUAAUAAGAACUAUGAUAAAGUUGAAUAUACCAAUUUAGUACACGAUAACACACCAAAGGAUAACAAUAAAGAAUAUUUAGAAAUCCCAAAAAAUACUCAAGUUGGCGAAGAAAUAAAAUAUAUUAAAGAUUCCCAUGAAUAUAAAAGUACUCCCGAAAUAUAUAAACACCCUGUAAACGUGACUAAUGUUGAAGAAAACAAAGAAAAGCAACUAGUUACACUUUUGAAUCUACAAAAAGACAAAAAAGUCACACCGAAACUUUAUGCAAAAGAAAAUAUAAAAAAUUAUGCUCCACAAAAAUUUGACCCUAACAAUACAGAGGGUGAAUAUAAUUAUAAAAUACGUUCACCUAUAGAAGGUGGGACUAAAGCAAACAAUUUUGAUUUGAGUAGGCAGAAAAUGGAUAAUAAUAAUAACCUUGAACACGCAGUUGAUUCUAAGUAUGAAUUAAAAACUGAUGAGGUUGAAGUUGAAACUAAAAAAGACGAGCAAGUAGCAAAUUACGAUGAAAAUGAUUCAGAACAAGACCUCGAGCCGUGGGUACCACAAAGAGAUAACGAUUUAAAAAAAGAAAUUGAAGAUUACGAAAAUGAUUAUGCUGAACAAGAACGUAAAAAACAAGAACGUAAAGACAACAUCGUUUUUCGUUCAUUCGAUUCAAAGCCACAAUCUACAAAUAAAAAUAUAGUUACAAUUAAAGAUAACAACAUGGAAGCUAUCACCACAAAUCAAAUUAUAACUGUUACAAUUAAACCUAGAAUUAGUCUAACUACAGCAGCAAUUACAAAUCCAAAGAAGAAUUUUGCCAAUAUUGCUCCAUUCGCAUACGUAGAUAACAAAAAAAUUUUCGCAGACAUAGACAAGCUUACAACAAAACAAACAAAUGUAAAAAAAUCACAAGCCCAACAUGUAAUAAAGAAUUUCCCCAUUAAAGACAGCAUGGAGAAACUAAAAAGAGAAGUACUUAAUUCUGGGGAAAUUAAUUUUGGGGAUGAUAUGCAUUAUGGCAGUGAUAGAGAAAACCCAAAGAAGGAUGAUAUAACAGGCGACGUAUUCCCAGAAGCUGAUCAAGCUUUGGGAAAGAUUGCAGUUAGAAUUUAA
Arctia plantaginis is the source of this 3129-nucleotide messenger RNA. The record is from the annotation of a GenBank genome assembly. Lineage: Eukaryota; Metazoa; Arthropoda; Insecta; Lepidoptera; Erebidae.